AUGUUUACCCGGGUCGACGUUCCUUUCCUACACAGUCGACUUCGCUCUGGGUCAGCAGAAUUCAGGCGCAUGCCUCGUGGCCAGCCCGCAACAAAGCGACAGCAGGGUGCUGCGAACCAGCGGGACACCAGGCACGAGAAUGGGCUUGUAGGCCCCGGCAAGAGGGUGCAGAGACACAAGAGCAAUGGUCAUCUCAACGGCUACGCCAAGCAACAAGAGAACAGCCAUCCGUCAACUCCUCCUCUGCCUGCGACACCUCCUCACACGAAUGGACACGCACGACAAUCAAAUGCUGCUGAUUUCGCUGCAGACAACAAAGCACCCGUCGACUCUCUGAGGAGAGGUUCUUUCUCUGGCUAUUCGGAAUCCUCCUCGUCCGAAUACUCGCACAACAUGUCUACUCUCUCCGUCUCCCAGGAAAACCACCGCCGAAUCGAUGUCAACGCUGCCAAGAACCCUGCUGUACAUCGUGACUCUGGACCGCUCAGUUACGCGCUCACGGUUCUGAGGUCCUGUCCUCUCUACGACACUAUUGCUAUCCUCAUCGUCCUCCUCCAACUCCCCCCGACAUUCCUCUCACUGGUCCACCUACUCUUUGCUACCUUGACCUUCGUCCCUCCCUCGGCCUCUGCGACUUCUGGAUUAAGCUUUGUUGAUAUUUUUGAAGGCACAUUGGGUACUCCAUCUAUGGCUACUAUCGUCGUAGUCGAUUUGUUUGUAUUGCUCAUAUGGCUCUUUUUAUGGGGCUCCCUUCAGGAUAUUGCGUUGGACUUGGCACAGACAGUCAUUGCGUUGACUCUUGGGGGUGGGACCAGUGGUAAAGAGACCGGCUUGAACAAUGUUUUGGUCUGCUUUGGCAUCGUUGGAGUCUCCCAUCUGGCCCGAAGUGGAAACAUCAAGCAAUCUGGUAUACGCGCUUUACUUUCAUCCUCAGGCGGAAUUAUGGGCUCCCCGGAUCCCGACGAUCCCUUGGAGCGCGCUGCCCAAACUAGGAAUAAGAAGGGAGCGCAUGGUUGGAUUCGAAGCAUUCUUGCGAUACAUAUUUUAGCACAAGGCCUUGUACGAUAUGUCAGGGACUGGUAUGUUAGGAGGGAAAAACAAGUCAAUUCAGUAUCAAUAGGCGAUCCGGAGGCUGGCAAAGCAUUGGCAGAUGCGAACAAUGAUUCCUCGACGCCGAAUACGCAAAGUCUAGACAAUGAUUCCUCGACUUCUUUGCCCGUCAGCAGUACGCUUAUAAAUUCAAAGAAGAAGAGGAAACAAAGCGCGCAGGUCCGUAUACGGCAGCCUUUAUGGGCAGCUUUAGCCAGUACAAAGAUCGUUAUGGUAAAGGAGUAUGAAACAUCACACACAGCAGCCGAGUCUGCCGGCACAAACGCAACAGACAUCAAUAACCUUGGAAACGCACCUUUCAAUACCGAGGCGGAUCGAAUAUGGAUAACAUAUGUUGGAUCUGAUGAGGUUUCUUUCAGCACGAGUUACUUUCCCACCCACACACCCUUGGAGAAUUGUGAGGAGAAAAAGUUGGAUGCUUCUGGGGUUGACAAGUCGAAACCAUUUUUCGUCCGAGUCAACCAAACAGUUUGGCAUCUUACGCGAAUUAGAAUAACUACGGAUCCAGACGAACCAGAAGGACAGGGUACGAGAUGGAACGGAGAGAUUUCAGGACUUGCAGCUGCGUCCAGCUACGAAUGUGAUUUCGUUAGUACUGCCAAUGGUGCUAUCAUUUUUUCCACGAGCAUUAGAACUCUACAGGUUCCCACUGCAGAUACGGCUGGACUAUCACCGAAUCCUCAAGUCUCUGGCCGACCAGGAUCUCCAAUCACAACACUCAAAACCUCCAUUGCUUCUUCAGAGAUCAAGCUAGCCGAAGAACGCAACCGACAGAAGCGAGAACGCAAAGAUCAAAGAACAAAGCUCAGCUCAGUACGUAAAGAACUCGAUAGGCUUCUUGCCAACCUCGCGACUGGUGGCGGCAACGACGACCGUCUUAAGCAGAAGAUCCAGCAAAGUAACCUGCACAUGAAGCAAGCAGAGGAUGCUCUCAUCUCCCUUGAAGAAGAAAUCCAAUCACUGGAGACUAUCCCUACCGACGACACCGCCCAUUACACUUCCGCCAAGUCCGCCUUCCAAUCACAGCGCGAGGCACAUAAGAAGUACCGAGCUGAAAUCCAGGAGGCCAAGCAAUGCGCCGACCGCGACGUCCUCGCUCUCAAGAACGAACUCUCAAGCAUUCAACAGAAGCGUGAACGCUACCAAUCCCGCAUCACCAAGCUCAAUGCCGAGCAUGACCGCAUUCUCGAAGCCAACGCUAAAGGACUGGAUGAGGUCCAACGCAAAGACAAGGCGCGGUUUGAUAAUGAAACUAACAGAUCUAACAUGGAGAUGAUGUACAUGGAGCGCCUCGCCGAAUUAGAACACCAGAUCACCAUCGUUAGCGACGCACUCCACGGUCUCGUCUUAGGCAUUGAUAUCAUGACUCAGAACGAGAUGUACACGUCAGCCAGCCCAAAUGCCAGUGUUCAGAACCUCAACGCUGCGGCCAGCCCUUUCACCGCGGAUCCGAACGCCAUCCCGGAGAACACUGCUUACGGUUGGAACGCUGCCGGACCUAGUCACUCUGGUGCAUAUGCUGCCGGCGCAUUUAACAAUUCCACCGGCCCUGCACAGGGAAUCAGGACACGAGGCAGGAGUAGCAGCAUGUUGAGCAAUGUUUCUGGUUUCACGCAGAGUAGCGAGGAAGGAGGAGCACCUGGUCCUUUCGCGCCUCCACGGCAGAUGGGCACGGCUAACUGGGGUGAUGAUAAUGAGAAGAGUAGCUUUGGAAGUGGGAGUGCAAGUCGUAGUGGUAGUGGGAGUGGCAGUGCUGGGGAUCCAAAGAGUCCUAUUGGGAAUGGAAAAGCCGCGCUUGCGAGGUGGUGA
This is a messenger RNA of Lachnellula hyalina, 2919 nucleotides long. It is a transcript of the gene acrB, whose product is annotated as putative ubiquitination network signaling protein acrB. The transcript has 2 exons. Bases 1 to 2919 code for a protein of 972 amino acids. The record is from RefSeq and is a predicted model, not a curated record. NCBI's taxonomy places the organism in Eukaryota, Fungi, Ascomycota, Leotiomycetes, Helotiales, Lachnaceae.